Peromyscus eremicus (cactus mouse) is the source of this 1313-nucleotide messenger RNA. It is a transcript of the gene B3gnt8, whose product is annotated as UDP-GlcNAc:betaGal beta-1,3-N-acetylglucosaminyltransferase 8. The record is from RefSeq and is a predicted model, not a curated record. The coding region runs from base 23 to 1192 and encodes 389 amino acids. Gene Ontology annotation, cellular component: membrane. Lineage: Eukaryota; Metazoa; Chordata; Mammalia; Rodentia; Cricetidae. The transcript has a single exon. Gene Ontology annotation, molecular function: protein N-acetylglucosaminyltransferase activity.
GGCCUUUUCCCUGGGCCGGGUCAUGCGUUGCCGUAAGUGCCAGCUCUGCCUGUCAGCACUGCUCACACUCCUGGGCCUCAAAGUAUACAUCGAGUGGACAUCUGAGUCCUGGCUUAACAAGGCUGAACCCCGGGGCACCCUGCUCAGUCCCACACCACCCAGCGCUGAGCCCACUCUGCCCAUCAACCUCUCAGCACGCCUGGGUCAGACUGGCCCACUGUCCUUGGCUUACUGGAACCAGCAGCAGCGGCAUCUGAGAGUCCUGCCCAGUACAGACUGCCAGACUUGGGGGACUGUUGCUGCCUCGGAGAUCUUGGACUUCUUUAUGUACCCCCAGGACCUUCAGCGCUUCUUGCUAUCAGCAGCCUGUAGGAGCUUCCCACUAUGGCUGCCUGCAGGGGGAGGCAACCCAGUGGCCAGCUGCUCUAAUAAGGAUGUCCCCUACCUGCUCCUGGCUGUCAAGUCAGAACCAGGACACUUUGCAGCACGCCAGGCUGUGAGAGAGACCUGGGGCAGUGCAGUCGCUGGGACCCGGUUGCUCUUCCUGCUGGGGUCCCCAUUAGGAAUGGGGGGUCCUGACCUAAGAUCACUGGUAACAUGGGAGAGCCAGCACUAUGGUGACCUGCUGCUCUGGGACUUCCUGGAUGUUCCCUACAACCGGACACUCAAAGACCUGCUGCUGCUGACCUGGCUGAGCCACCACUGCCCCGACGUGAAUUUUGUCCUGCAGGUGCAGGAUGACGCCUUUGUGCAUAUCCCUGCCCUGCUGGAGCACCUACAGGCACUGCCACCCACCUGGGCCCGCAGCCUCUACCUGGGGGAGAUCUUCACCCAGGCCAAGCCGCUCCGCAAGCCUGGAGGACCCUUCUAUGUGCCGAAGACCUUCUUUGAAGGUGACUACCCAGCCUACGCAAGUGGGGGUGGCUAUGUCAUCUCAGGGCGCCUGGUGCCCUGGCUGUUGCAGGCAGCAACUCGUGUGGUACCUUUUCCCUUCGAUGAUGUCUACACUGGCUUCUGCUUCCGUGCCCUGGGCUUAGUGCCCCGUGCCCAUCCAGGGUUCCUCACAGCCUGGCCAGCAGACCGCACCAGGGACCCCUGCAAAAUACGAGGCCUGCUGCUGGUGCAUCCAGUCAGCCCCCAGGACACCAUUAGGCUCUGGAAACACCUGUGGGGCCCAGAGCUCCAGUGCUGAGCCUCAGAGACAAGCUAGGGUGGGGAUGCUAAGCCAUCUUGUGCCCGUCCUCAACCCUCCCUAGUCAAGAACUGGGUAGCAGACAAGGUGGUAGACUGUGCCCAUUCUUUCUCAUUUUGAA